AGCACCGGGCAUGGGUGUCGUGUGCUGGUGCCUCGCUAGAAGGCGGUGGUGCCACGUAAUGGGCUUCUGCUCCCUGCUCUGAGGCGAGGCAGCUUCCUGGGGCUCCGAGGGAAGGAGGGGGAAAGCUCACAGGGGGAGGAUGGUCUUUGUGGAGAGGAAGGAAAGACAGAGUCUAAAAUAUCCUUUGAGUCUUCAGGAGCUUGUUGCUGACUUGGAGGCAAAGGUGGAAAAGGGCCAGGAGAGAAAAUGUGAGAUAUCCUACAAUCUGGUGGGGCUGCUUGCAAACUGGGGACUACAUCCACAAUACCCAAACCUCUAAGGGCCCUGACGUCCUUGGGAGGGAGCGGGGGACAGGUUCUUUCAGUCUGGCUUGGCUAGGGAGAGCUGCGUGGCUGCUCCCUGCCUAUUACACUUCCAGGGCUGGCCCUUGUUUCCUUUCUAAAGCCACAGCAUGAUGCUUUCCACCCUCCUUGCCAUAUUAUGGAGUCUUGUCUUUCAGUUGUCUCCUGUCGCAAAUGAGGACAACCAUGAAGGUGAAAUGGGAAAAAGAAAGGGAAACAAGAACAAGAAGGAAGACGGAGCAGGAUAAAGGUGCAGGAAGAUAUGGGGAAGAAAGUAUGUCUGCCAGAAAGAGGAAGGGCUCCUCAGCUAGUAGCUGAAAGCCCAGUAUAAAUUGGGACCUGUUUUCACACCGGUGUGUGAAGCUGUGAGUCAGGCACAUUCUUCCAUGCAGUGGUCAAGGUAGCUCUCAGGGGGUUGGUUCAGCGGGGCUCUCCUGGGGGCUCUCCAAAGUCUGUCUGAGCUGAGCUGAGCUGACACAGACUUGGGAGCAGAAAUCUGCUUGUUCAUCCACUGUUUCUGUGGGCCCAGCAAGCUCUGGAGGAGCAGCAAAGGAUGAGCUAGUGAAGAAGAGACAUUUCCUCCUGGCUGGCAGAGGUUAUCUUGCACGUACUGGUCUUGAAGGAAAAGGCAAUGUUCCUUUCUUGGCUCUUUCAUGGUUAAGGAGAACAACUGGACAGAGUUUGUGAUGGACAACAUCAGCAAAAUGGACUGGGCAGCUGCAGGUGAGGAAAAGACUUCUCUGGAGCAUCCUGAUGAACUCUCCCCAUUCUUCCCUUGGCUGUUUUGCUGUUAAGGACAGACGUGUUCUGUACAGCAAGGGCAGAAGGCAGGAGGAAGGAACAGGUCUUUCAUAGCUUGAUUUGCUUUUGCUCAGCUUACCUAAAGAUGUCUUACAACCCUUCUCUCAUCAGCCCAAGUCCUAGAGGGGAGCCCAAGGGUGGCAGUUUCUUGGAGGAAAGCAGUGGUGGGGAUGAUGACAGCAAUGUCCUGGGAGGGGACAGCCUGGUCACAGGGCCGCUGGGUGCAGUGUUGCUGGCCAUGUGCCUCACUGGGAUGGUGGGGAACAUCUACACAGUGGCAGUGGCCUCUGGCAGGGUGGCAGGCUGCUCAGCAGGUUCCUUGGGAGUCUACACGAUCAACCUUGCCCUGGCUGACCUCCUGUACCUCUCCACCAUCCCCUUUGUGGUUUGCACCUACUUCGCCCACGACUGGUUCUUUGGGGAUGUGGGUUGCAGGCUUUUGCUCAGCCUGGACCUCCUCACCAUGCAUGCCAGCAUCUUCCUCCUGACCGCCAUGAGCCUGGAGAGAUACUGGGCGGUGGCCAGGCCUCUGCGGGCCAGGCGGGCCAGCAACGCCUACCGCAAACUGGCCAGCGCCAUCCUCUGGCUCCUCUCGCUCCUGCUCACGGCCCCCAUGAUGGUGAUGACCCGACUGCGGGAGGGGAACGGCCCCCACAAGCGCAUCUGCGUCCCCACCUGGACGCCAUCAGCUUUCCGGCUCUACCUGACCGUGCUGUUCACCACCAGCGUCCUGGCGCCCGGUGCCGUGCUGGGCAUCGUCUACACCCGCCUGGCCCGGGCGUACCAGUCCUCGGCCUGGCGCCUGGAGGUGCCGGUGGCCGGCCGGGCCCCUGCCCGGCAGCUCCUCUCCAGGAUCUCUGCCAUCGUGGUGGCCUACUGGGCCUGCUUCCUCCCCUUCUGGGCCUGGCAGCUGGCCGGGCUGUACCAGGGAGAGGGGCUGGGCAUCAGCCCCACUGCCCAGGCCUACCUUAACUUUGCUGUCACCUGCCUAGCCUAUGGCAACAGCUGCGUCAACCCCUUCCUCUACACCCUGCUUGCCAGCAGCUACCGCCGGCGCCGUGGCCGCACCGGGACGGGCGCGGCACGGCCUGCAGCACCCUCUCAGCAGGCUGCGGGAAGCCACAGCAUCCCCCUGGCUUUCAUGGAGCUGUCAGGGUCUGUGAGGGAAAGCGAGGGGUGAGCAGGCUGGAAACAUCUGACCUUUGGCUGGGGUCAUGUUGAGAAAUAAAAGUAUGUCACUUUCCAUGCCAGCAUGCAGUGU
Molecule: messenger RNA, 2403 nt
Organism: Cyanistes caeruleus (blue tit)
Lineage: Eukaryota; Metazoa; Chordata; Aves; Passeriformes; Paridae
Source: RefSeq, a predicted model, not a curated record